GCUGGCCGCUUUUGUUCUGCAGAAAAGGGGGCUUGUUCUUAGCAGAUCACUCGCCAGCUUUAACCGGGGGUGUGUAGGAUUGACAGUGGAGCGGUGUGGGAUGAACAGAGAGAGGAGCCUGCAGUCCUGUUAUCUAUCCACAGCCUGUUGUACAGCGGGAGUACACACACCUGAGGGCCGCAGAGCAGCGAGGAUCAGCCGGACAGCCCGGACCAACACCCUGCAGCUCCCCCUAAACUUCACCGCGCAGAUCCGCUCUUGCAAGUGCACCCAGCUUUCAGCGCGGUGCCGGAGCCUCUCAUGGACAUUUAUCUGCUGAGGGAUGUGUCCUCUCUGUCAGCACCUCUGACCUUACUGUGGAUUUCGGAGUCUCUGGUCUUGAGAGUUUGAUCGGUAACGAAAGCAGCUGGAGCGUGAAGCUCUGAGAGGACCCUGGUGAGAAUUUACUGGAAGAGCUUUUCACCUCCAUCCAUCAUGCGAGCCAUCCCAUCCGGACUGAGCUACCUAUAUCUACACUUAUUUGCAUUGUGCUACUAUGCUCAGGUAACCAAUCAGUCCCCGCCUAAUUUCACGCAGCAUGUAAGCGAGCAGAGCAAAGUGACGGACCGAGCGAGCCGCCGGCUGAUCCGGAUCUACCAGCUGUACAGCCGCACGAGCGGCAAGCACGUGCAGGUCCUGCCCAACAAGAAGAUCAACGCCAUGGCAGACGAUGGAGACGUGCACGCUAAGCUGGUUGUGGAAACGGACACCUUUGGGAGCCGAGUACGCAUCAAGGGCGCUGAGACGGGCUUUUACAUCUGCAUGAACAAGAGGGGAAAGCUCAUUGGCAAGAACAGUGGGCAGGGCCGGGACUGUAUCUUCACGGAGAUCGUGCUGGAGAACAACUACACUGCCCUGAGGAAUGCGCGCUAUGAGAGCUGGUACAUGGCGUUCACGCGCCGGGGGCGACCACGGAAAGGGUCGCGGACGCGCCAGCACCAGCGCGAGGUGCACUUCAUGAAGCGGCUGCCGAAGGGGGUGCAGCCCGCCCUCACCAGCCACCACCGGCCUUUUGACUUCAUCCACUACCCUUUCAACCAAAGGACUAAACGCACGCGCUACUCGGAGCAUUGAGGGAGCACAGACUGCCCCCACUCUGGCCUCCACGUUUAUACUGAACAUAUCUUUAGCUUCAUGUAGGCUAGUGGUUUUUAUAUUUCUCUCCAAGUCAAGAAAACUGUACAUAAGAACUUGAGAAAUCUAUUUUUGUACUCCAGACGUAGUUUUUAGAUGCACACAGCUACAGGUCUGACUGUGGGGACAUGUUGGAGUUGAUAGUUUGAUUUGCUCUGCCCCCUGGGGUCCGCUGCUCGAGGAAACUUGAAGGCCUGAUGACGCACUGCAGGAGUGCCACGUGCACCCUCUCCAUCUUCUCGCUGAUGGAACAAUGUGGCAGCUACGUUUGAUAAUCACGGGUUUUCUCUUCAGACUGUUAUGUUGAUGUGAAAGGAACCCCAACCCCCCACCGCUGCCCCUCAGCCUCUGUGUUUCUGUUGCCCCCUGAAUGAGUGUUUUAUACAUAUAUAAAUAUAUUUUUA
Messenger RNA from Eleginops maclovinus (Patagonian blennie), 1577 nucleotides. It is a transcript of the gene fgf8a, whose product is annotated as fibroblast growth factor 8a. The coding region runs from base 475 to 1113 and encodes 212 amino acids. The record is from RefSeq and is a predicted model, not a curated record. Gene Ontology annotation, molecular function: fibroblast growth factor receptor binding; growth factor activity. Gene Ontology annotation, biological process: regulation of cell migration; heart morphogenesis; positive regulation of gene expression. Gene Ontology annotation, cellular component: cytoplasm. Lineage: Eukaryota; Metazoa; Chordata; Actinopteri; Perciformes; Eleginopidae. The transcript has 5 exons.